AUGACGAACAAAUUCUUCCUUCUUACUAUUUUAUUGAAAAUAACUGAUUCCCAGUGGCUUCUUUAACAUAGCUAUGCUUCAAAAGAUACUUUACAAUUUAAUAUGCAAAUAAAAAAUACUAACUGCUAGUACACAGAAUAUUUAACAAAUCAAUAUCAACCUGCUAAUUAUAUUAAUUGCACGUCCUCUCCUAAAAGCUAUAUAACAUUAGAUUAACUAAAUCGAACAGUUUCAAAUUGUGAUUAUAAAACUUAAACAAUUUAUUGCGAUUAUAUGUGUCUAAUUUCAUUUGAUUUAUAUUAUUAGGGUAUUUGGGCGAAUGAAUAAUUAGAAUUUAAAUUUUAUAAUCACAGCUAUACCUUCGCUCAUACAUCACUUCAUGAAUACAAGUUAAAUACAGGAUUUUGUGACUCGAUAUAAUAUGAAGUUAAAUAAAUAAACAUAACUCAUACGUAAAAGUCAAUGUUAAACUUCACAUUUUCAGCAGCAUUAAGUAAUGGUUAAGUAUCUUUAAAAAAUCUUUUUAUCCUCAAUUAUUAAUAUAAUUGCUAUCCUAAAUGUAGUGAAUGCUCAGGUCCUGAAUAUAAUUAAUGUUAGAAGUGCUUUUAUGGAACUCAACAAAAUAACAUUUGUCCUUCUUGUCCUUUUGGUUAAUACUAUGUAAAAUAUAAAGGCUGCCAAUUUAAAAAAAGUUUCAUUUAGCCUUUAUGCUUCAACGAUUUUUGUAAUGAAAUUUCAUUUUCCAUAUAAUAUUAUACUAAUUUAUCAUAUUAUCCAGAGCGAAUUUUAUGGUCCAUAAUUUAUGAUCAUCAAAAUUAGAAUGUUCACCCUUCAGUAUUAUGGUGGAAUUAAUUUUUUUAUGGAAUAUUUAAAAUGGCUUUAGGAAUAUCAAGAUAUUUUGAUAAAAUUAAAUCAAAUGUUGGGUAUUCCCUUGGAUUUUUGAUAAAAGUAAUUUUUUUUAAUGAUUUAAAACCUGAUAGUGGAAUUCAUUUUUAGUUCAAUAAAACUUAUUAUGCAUCAAUAUAUAAUACAAGCGAAGGAAUUAAAUUGCAUAAUUUUACUUCUAUCUAAUGUAUUCUUUAAUCUGCUUAUCAUGAGUAUACUUCCAAUUAGUUAUGUGUAAUUUAUGGCUACUUUGAUAUUCCUUAGUAUCCAUUUUUAUUUUCAGCAAUCGGAAAUCUGACGGAUCCUUAAUCUGGUUGGGGCAUGGUUGGUGUCGAAAUAACAGCAGAUUAUUGCACUGAUAACUGUUUAGCCUGUGAUAUAUCACAAAAAUGUACAACUUGUGUGAGCCCUUACUUUUUGUAUCGAAAUGGUACUUGUAUCAAGGAAUGCAAUGAUUUGUAUCAAUAAAAUAAUGGAACAUAUUGUAAGGAUUUCGAUGAUGAAACACCAUAUUCUGAAUUAAUAAUAAGAGAAAACAUAAAUUACACUUAUUAGUACGACUCCUCAUACAAACUUAUCAAAUAAACUGGAGAUAAUUUCUUGAAAGGAGAAGAUUUAUAUUAUUCAUAUUGGAAUGGAUUUCUUAUUUUUGGAGGCUCUUUUAUAUGGGCUUAAGCAUAAUUUGAAAGAAUUCAUUCAAUUGAUAGACCACAUCAUAGUAUUUCAAUAGCAUUUCACAUUUUGUAUGGAUCUGAAUUUCCAGAUAAUAGUGAAUUUAUAUUUACAAUAGAUUAAAAUAGUCCAAAUAUUAAGAAGAGGAUAAAUGCAAAACAAAAUAGCGAUGGAACCUAUUUUGAUUUGGUUUCAUAAAGCAUAACACAUUAAUCUAGUACUAUUAAUAUUACUUUUGAAUGUAAGGGUUUAAACGAACCCAUAAAAGCAUUUUGUGGCUUGUAUAACUUCUACUUAGCAGUUCAUUAUUGUAAACCUUAUUGCAAAAAAUGUAUAGAUUAAAAAGAUUGUUAAGAAUGGAAUGGAACAUAUAAUUUAACUUAAAUUUAAUUUUCUUAAUAAGAUUGUAGUACGAAUUAAUAUUUUGAUGUUCAUCAAUCCUUAUGUUUAAAUUGCACUUCUUCAUGUCUAACUUGUAAAUCAGCUAUUGUUUGCUUAUCAUGCAAAAGUAGGUAUUAAUUAACAAACUUUGGAUGUUUUUGUGCUAAAAAUUAAUAUGAAGAAACUGAUGAAUGUAAAACUUGUCCACCCUAGUGCAAUUAAUGUUUAAGUGACACCUUUUGUAUCGAAUGUAUCGAUAGGACUAAAAUGAGCCUAAUAAAUGGGUAAUGUAAUUGCAUUAAUGGCUACACUUUGAAUGCAGCCAGUAAUUUAUGUGAAAAUAAUACCCUUACCCUUUAAUGCGGCUUAUAAUGUUAGAAUUGUAUUUCUGGAAAGUGUUUUGAAUGUAGUGAAAAUUGGUAUGUAGAUCCUAUCGAGUAUAUUUGUAAAUAAAAAUGUGGGGAUUUUGUUAAAUUAGAGUCUGAGAAGUGUGAAAGCAGUUUUGUAUUGCCUUAUAGAGGAUGUAUUAAUUGUGAACCAAAUUGUCAAUCAUCAUGUUUCAAUUGUGGUACAGGUGAAAAAGGUUGUUUAGAAUGUGUGAAAGGUUAUUCAUUAAUCGACAAUUUAUGUUAUUCUAUCUGUGGCGACUAGAUUUUAACGGAAGAAGAAUAAUGUGAUGAUGGAAACCUAAUAUAUGGUGAUGGGUGUCAUUUUUGUCAAUACAGUUGUUCAGAUUCAUGUUAAAAUUGUAUUGAUGGAAUAUGUUUUAAUUAUAAAUUAGAUCAUCCAUUAACAAAAAUCCAAUGUGAUCCAGUAUUAGGAAAAGAAAUGUUUAAUAAUUCAUCAUUAUGUUAUUUAAUAGACAAUUUAUACCUAUUGAGUGAGAUCUAUAAUUCCAAUUUUGGUUGUGAUUUAAAUUGCCAAAAUUGUUUUUUUUAAAUCUGCUACAGAUGUGACCAUGACUAUAUACUUUCAGUAGAUUCUAGGAAAUGUAUUUAAAAAACUUCGCUUUUUGAUUAUAAUUAAGAACAUAGUUUAAUAAAAAUUGGUAAUGUGUGCUUAAAAUGUGCUGAUUAUGCUUAUUUUGAUGUGCUUGAAUAAAUUUGUAAACCGAAUCUAUCCAAUAUUAAAAAGUGUCAAAUUUAGAUGUUAUUAUCACCAGAUCAAUUUUGCAACUAAUGCUUCAAAAAUUGUUUGAAAUGUUCCUACCAUAGUUGUAUUUUAUGCAUGGAAGGAUAUCAUACUGAUUAUUAAUCUAAUUGUAUCUCUGAUUGUGAAGAUGGGAUUCAGACAAUUAACGAAAAAUGCGAAAUUAAUGAACAAACCUGUUUGAGUUGUGAAUUCUAAAUAUCAAAAUAUUGCUAAUAUUAACCUUUAGAAUUAUGUUUAUAGUGCAAACAUGGAUAUUAUUAUAAUCUUCUAAUCUAAGACUGUGAAUCUAUUUGUGGAGAUGGAAUUAUAGCAGAAGACGAAGAUUGUGAAAUAUAACACUAAUAUAUGAGAAACGGAUGCCAAUAAUGUAAAUAUACCUUUGAUAAUGGUUGUAAAGAAUACAAAGAUGGGCUUUGUAAUUUAUGCAUUGAAGGUUAUAUAUUAAUUAAUAGUUCAUGUUACAUUUAUGGGUUUGAUAUUUCAAACAAUUUAUAGUAUUAUGACUUUGUUAGAGAGAGUAAUUAUGAAUUAGAACAGUAUUGCGCUUCUAGAAAUAGUAAUUAUUUGGCUUUUGCAUUUAACUAAUGUUUACCGAUUUGUGGAGAUGGUAUAAUAACUCAUGACGAAGAAUGUGAAGAUGAGUAUUCACAAUAAUCAUAUGGAUGCUUUAAUUGUAGAUAUUCAUGUCCUAUUAAUUGUUUAUAAUGCGAAUUUGGUUAAUGUAAUAAAUGUAUUGAUGGCUUCUAAAUAUUAGAAAAUAUAUGUUAUCCUAAAUGUAGAGAUUAACUUAUUAAAUAUGAAAAGUAAUGUGACGAUGGAAAUAUGAUACCAUUUGAUGGAUGUUAUAAAUGCUAAAAUAGUUGUCAAAUAGAGUGUCUAAUCUGUUUACAAGCCAAAUGUGUUUAAUGUAUUUCAGGAUGGAAUCUAAUUGAUGGAAAAUGCUACUAGAAAUGUGGUGAUGGCAAAUUAGCAAUAAUAUCUGAGGAAUAAUGUGACAAUCCAUUAGAUUUAAAUUGUAAAAAUUGUAAAUUAAAUUAAUGUAUGCCAUAUUGCGAUUUUUGUGAUAACCUAUAAUAAUGCUAAGCUUGCUAAGUCUCUUUCUAACUGGUUAAUAAUAGUUGCAUAACUAUAUGUGGUGAUGGUAUUAUAACUUUGGGGUAUGAGUAAUGUGAUGAUGGAAAUGAAAUUGAGUUUGAUGGAUGCCAUAAUUGUGAAUUUUCAUGUUCGAUAGGAUGCAUGAUUUGCUAAGAAAAUAAUGUUUGCUUAAAAUGUAAUGAAGAGGAGUCUUUUACUUUGGAUCACAAAACUAAAAAAUGUGUAUUUUUUUAAAUUUAAGAAAAUGAAGUUCCUAAUAAUAAUAGUGAAGUUACAAAUGAGGAAGAAGAAGAUAUUAAAAUUAUUUAAAAUGAAGAAUUUGCACAUGAGGAGGAUGAUUAAAUUCCAUAAGGUGAUGAUGAUUAAUUAUCAGUUUAGAAUUGUGGGAAUGGUAAAUUGUAAUAUAGCUUAGAAGAAGAAUGUGACGAUGGAAAUACACUUGGAUCAGAUGGAUGUUCUCAAUUUUGUACUAUUGAGUCUUCAUUUAAGUGUAAGAAUUUUGAAAAUGAAAAGAGUGAAUGCUCAUUUAUACAAGCUCCUGAAUUUUACUUAAAUUUCAUAUCAACUACUUUGAAUUCAAUUCAAAUUGUAGAUCUAACUUUUUCUUAAGAGAUUCGAUUACAACAAUAGAGUAUGAUUGAAGAUUUAGCCGAUUUUUCAAUUGAACCUUCUUCUAAAUGUUAAAUAACAGUUAUUCCUCUAAUUAAUUUCACAACUGAAUUAAAUAUGUCGCAUUAUCAAUUUUCUAUAUAAUUCUAUUAAAGCAUAAACCGCCCUCUAUUUAAACUAAAAUUUAAAUAAAAUUCAUUAGUCAACUUAGAUAAUAUUCCUCUCGUGAGCUUAGAAAAAAGUAUUUUUAUUGGGAAUUCUUUUGUUUUAUCAGAGUAAACGAAAAAAAAACUAAGUUAGAUCAUUUUACUGAAUGAUAUAGUUAUGUACACUUUGAUAAGCAUUUCAGUGCUAGCGUUGCUAAUAGGGAAUCCAAUAAUGUUUUUGAAUCUCUUAAAUCUACUUUAAUCUUUUUCUUAUCUUAGAUAUGUAUAAUAUCAAUUUCCUCCUCAUUUUUCAUAAUUUCUUGAAACAUACUCUAAGAUAUCUUUACAAAUAUUUUUAGACUACUUAUAAAUUGAUUAAAUAUUAACUUAACUAAAUGGAGGAUAACUUCCUUCUUCAAACAAAUCAGCUUCAUAAACAAAUCAAACGGAAUAGCAAAACUAAGUAUUUUUAAUUAAUGCUAAAAGCUGUUAUAUUUCAUUCUUCACUUCAUAUCUUACCUACAUAAUAUAUAAAAUAAUAACAUCAAAAUAGAUAGAUAAUUAUCUCAAAAAGGUUUUGGAAUUAAAAUUUGAAAACAUCAAAUAUUUACAAAUAAUAAGGUUAUUCUAAAAAAAAAUUCAAUAGCAUUGUGUCAAAUUGAAACAUUAGUUUUUCUCUAAAGAUAUUUUUCAAGUUUAUCUUACAAUACUUCAUUAAUUAUUAUUUAGUGCAUUUAUGCAAUUUCCAAACUAUAGUUUUCAAUCAUUUUUUGAAGCAUUUAAUUCACUCAAUUCUUUAUUGGCUUUGGGAUUAAUAAUGGUGGUUAAUUUUAAAUCGCUUGAUAUAACAUCAUAAAAAAUAAAAAAUAAAAGAAAAUGGAAGUAUUUUUUUGAGGAAUCAAAAUCAGAAUUUUGGGCUGCAAAUUUCAAAUCAUUUUCAAUCUAUAGAAUUAACGCCUAUAUUUUUGUAGUCGUAUUUUUGAUCAAUUGGCCUGAAGUCUAAUCUAUUUUUCUCUCUAUUCAAUCAUUAGUCUACUUGAUAUAUCUAUGUACAGUAAAGCCAUUAAUAUCAAAUAAUGAAUAUAUUAAAUUAAUAUUUAGAGAGUUUCUCUUUCUAUCAACAGUUGGCUCAUUUUUAACCUAUAGUUUUAAUUAAGAUGAAGAACAGCUUUUAACGUGGGGUUGGAUCCAUAUUUCAAUGCUCACAACUAUAUUAGGGACAAGUUUAUUUGUAGAUAUGAUUGAAUUCAUUGGUAAGCUUCAUUCAAAUUAUCUGAAAUAGAAAAUAAAGAAGGAGAUAUUAUAAGAGAAAAAUACUUUAAGUUCUCCAUUGUAGCUUAUUGAUCGUUAAAAUAUGUAGAAUCUUAACAAAGCAUUGUCAGAUGUUGAAUUUAAUCUGGAUUAGAUUAAUUAAUAAAUUUGAGCAAUUUCAAAUUUGAUUUAUUUUCACUGUUUUAUAAUUAUAUGAAAAAUUAAUCAACAUAAAAAAUAAGUAUUGAUUUUGA
Paramecium tetraurelia is the source of this 6445-nucleotide messenger RNA. RefSeq lists its product as uncharacterized. The transcript has 4 exons. The record is from RefSeq and is a predicted model, not a curated record. Lineage: Eukaryota; Ciliophora; Oligohymenophorea; Peniculida; Parameciidae.